AUGGACAGUCCGAAACCUAAGAAGCGCAAGACUGACAAAAGGGAAAGUCCGCGCAAGAUCUGCUGGUUGGAGGAAACCCCUACGGAUAUUAUGCUACAUAUUUUCUCCCAUGUCGAGCCUAUCGAUCUCCUCAACCUAUCUUCCACGAACAAGAACAUGCGUGCUUCCCUUCGAGCGCCUGAAGCGAAGCAUAUGUGGGUACAAGCAAGGGCGAACGUACCUGAUCUGCCUGAUCUGCCACCUGACAUGACAGAAUGGGUUUAUGCUGCACUCGUGUUCCAAAAAAGAUGUCAGAGGUGUGGCAGAAAGUCUGAUCUGCGUGUCGAAACUGCGCACAUUCGCAUUCGCCUAUGUGUCCUCUGCACCAAAGACUGUGUCAUAUGCGGAAGAGUCGCCAGCAACCUUCUCCAGGUUGGACCGAGCUUACUGUCUCUUGUCCCUGGCUAUGCGCCUGGUGGAAAAAAUAAUGUCACACAUGCCCGCUACCUGCGCCGCUCAGUAAUGGAGCUCUACAAUGAGAGGCUGGCCAUCCAACCUCCUGCAGAACUAGCAUCCUUUGAUAAAGAAAGGCAUCAAUAUGUACAAAGGCUCGACAAGGGUGCCGAUGAGAUAAAACAGUUUCUAGAUGGUUCACGCCGCAGGCAUCAGUUGUCUUUACAACGGGAGAACGAUGCAAAACGUCAUGAGUUUGUCUGGCGUCUAAGAAAGCUCGGCUAUGACUCUAUAGACAUUGAUAAGGUUGAUAUUGAGUACUAUGUCCUCGUCAACUGGGGGCGGUCUUUGAGAUUCUGCUGUGAGUAA
Dacryopinax primogenitus is the source of this 801-nucleotide messenger RNA. RefSeq lists its product as uncharacterized. The record is from RefSeq and is a predicted model, not a curated record. The transcript is spliced from 6 exons. NCBI's taxonomy places the organism in Eukaryota, Fungi, Basidiomycota, Dacrymycetes, Dacrymycetales, Dacrymycetaceae. The coding region runs from base 1 to 801 and encodes 266 amino acids. Gene Ontology annotation, molecular function: protein binding.